This is a messenger RNA of Cornus florida, 884 nucleotides long. Its product is annotated as farnesyl pyrophosphate synthase 2-like. The coding region runs from base 54 to 584 and encodes 176 amino acids. Gene Ontology annotation, molecular function: (2E,6E)-farnesyl diphosphate synthase activity; dimethylallyltranstransferase activity. Lineage: Eukaryota; Viridiplantae; Streptophyta; Magnoliopsida; Cornales; Cornaceae. Gene Ontology annotation, biological process: trans, trans-farnesyl diphosphate biosynthetic process. The transcript has 6 exons. The record is from RefSeq and is a predicted model, not a curated record. Gene Ontology annotation, cellular component: cytoplasm.
AAAUGGACUGUCAAUAAUUCUCCCUUUGUAUAAACCCAUUGACUACCCUCUACAUGUCUCACUUUGUUCUCUCUCGCGGUGCCCUAGCUUUCUCCUGUCGCCCCCUUCUCUCGAAGUCUGAAGACUACCGAUGCCGAUGGCCUUAUAUAUCACUCACAAACAUUUGGUUUGUUUCAAUCCGUAUUCCACAUCAGAUCAUUCGGUUCGAUUCAAUCUCUUUGUUUACAGUUGAAGCCCUAAUACCUCACUCUCACUCUCACUCUCACUCUCACUCACAUUCGGUUCAAUAUUUGUAUUGGACAUCAGAUCGAAUUGCUCCAGGUGAGAAUCUAGACAACCACAUUGAUGUAAAGAAUGUUCUUGUUGAGACGGGGACAUACUUUCAAGUACAGGAUGAUUAUCAUUGUUUUGGUGAACCGGAAAAGAUUGGUAAGAUUGGAACGGAUAUUGAAGAUUUUAAGUGUUCUUGGUUGGUUGUGAAAGCAUUGGAACAUUGUACUGAAGGACAGAAGAAAUUGUUAUAUGAGCACUAUGGGAAAUCAGAUCCAGCUGAUGUUACGAAAGUAAAGGCCCUCUACAACUAGUCAUAAAUUUGUUCAUUUAGGUGCAUGCAUUGCCUAGAGAGAUGUUUGGCUUUUCAACUUUUGGAAUAGCAGUGGCACUUUUGGAAGAUGUAAGAGAGAUCACAAGAAAUGGGGCAAAAUUUGUGGAUGGACAAGAGAGAGAGUAUCUAUUAAUCAUGUUGCAAUUCAUGGAGUUUCAUGAUUUUUAAGCACCAUCUCUGAUUGUUAUUUUUAAGCACCAUCUCUGAUUGUUAUUUUUAAGCACCAUCUCUGAUUGUUAUUUUUUACUAGUAUGUCAUUUUUAUGUCUUCUUUCCUUAUU